AUGGCGAGGCGCUCCGGAGGCCUGAGGCCUUCGGUAUAUCUUUCGUUCAAGGCCGCGCGGAAGAAGCCUGGCGAGCUGCUCGAUCGGGCCGACACGAACCGCUCGGAGGAGCGCGACACCCUCAGCCGCGACCUAGGGCUGGCCGUCGACGAAUAUCUCGCUACGACGGGCGAACACUUCCACGACGCCUUCCACCCGAUUCGCCAGGCGCGGAAUUUUUUCGGCUUUAGCUCCGCCUCGCUCUCGGGCCGCGGUGACGAGGGCGCUGCCGAAGAUGCGACCGACGUCAAGCCCGGCGGCGCCAAGCGCAAGGCGGCGCCAGCGGCCAAGGGCAAGGCGACGCCGGCGGCCAAGCGCAAGGCGGCGCCAGCGGCCAAGGGCAAGGCGACGCCGGCGGCCAAGGGCAAGGCGACGCCGGCGGCCAAGGGCAAGGCGACGCCGGCGGCCAAGGGCAAGGCGACGCCGGCGGCCAAGCGCAAGGCGACGCCGGCGGCCAAGGGCAAGGCGACGCCGGCGGCCAAGGGCAAGGCGACGCCGGCGGCCAAGGGGGCGCCCGCGCCGGAGGCCAAGGACGGCAAAGCGGCCAAGGGCGGGAAUCCCACCGGGGCGAAGGCCGAGGCCGACGCGGAAGCCGAGGCCGAGGCCAAGGCAGCCGCGGAAGCGAGGAAAAAGGUCUUCCCCACGGUCGGGUCUCCCGUCGCGGCGGCGUCUCGACCCGCCGCUGCGCGUCCUCGACGGACUGGCACGGCCGCGCUCGCCGUGCCCGACGCGCCGACGGCCGUCGUCCUCGGCGAGGCCUACGACGCCGCGUCCCUCAGCGUCGCCUGGCAGCCGCCGUUCCUCGACGGCGGCGCGACGAUCUCCGCCUACCGCGUCGAGAUCGACAGCUCCGCGGGCUUCGACUUCCACGGCGACGACUACCGCGUCGACGAGGUCGCCUUCGUCCACGAGGUCCAGACGGUGACGACGCACUUCCGCGCGGCCGAGUCGCAGCGCCGGGGCACGUUCACGCUGUCCUGGGGCGGCAAGACGACGGCCCACCUCGACCACGACGCGUCCGCCGACGAGGUCGCCGACGCCGUGAGCCGCCUCACGGGCGUCUGGGACGUCGGCGUGCCGCCGGUCCGCGUCACGCGGUCGCGCGCCGCGCGCGGCUACGCGUGGCGCGUCCAGUUCGUCGGCGUCUACGGCAACGUCGGCCUCCUCACGGCCGACGACUCCUACCUCAUCGGCGACGACGCGCGCAUCGAGGUCGAGGAGGUCACGGAGGGCUACUGCGACGUCGUGUCCGGCGGCUUCUCCUACGAGGUGCAGACGGUCCAGGUCGACGCGCUCUCGACCGUGUCGGGCUCCUUCAAGCUCAGCUUCGAGGGCCAGGAGACGGCGUCCAUCGCCGUCGACGCGUCCGCGAUCGAGUUCAAGUACGCGCUCGAGGCCCUCGACACCAUCUUCACGGCCAACGUCGUCGCCGAGGACUACGAGCCGUCCAAGGGGCCCCGCCUCUGGACGGUCACCUACACGCACCAGGCGCACACGCUCACGCAGGGCGCCCAGGACGCGUCGCUCAUGGUCUCCGACACCGCGGACCUGUCGCCGUCGUCGACGGCCGAGGUCGUCAUCACGGAGCGCAUCAAGGGCGCCGACGCCUUCCGCUACGCCUUCGACGGCCUCGACGCGGGCAAGGAGUACUUCGCGCGCGUCACGGCCUACAACUCCGCGGGCUACGGCCCCGUGUCGUCCGUCGCGACGGCGACGCCGCGCACGCAGCCGGGCCUCCCGGGCACCGUCGCCGUCGCCGUCGCCUCCGGCACGUCCCUCGACGUGACCUGGACGCCGCCGAACGACGACGGCGGCGCGCCGGUCCUCGGCUACGACAUCGAGUGGUACUCCGAGGAGACCCAGGACGAGGUGCAGGUCGUGACGCUCUCCGCGUCCGACGGCGUCGCGGAGAUCCAGUCCGUCACGACCGAGGCCGACACGGACGGCCUCAGCGGCUACUUCACCCUCGAGCUCCGGGGCGAGACGACGGAGAUCAUCUCCGUCGACGCGCCCGCCGAGGGCGAGGGGUCCGUGAAGACGGCCCUCGAGCGCCUCAGCUCGUCCGGCGAGAUCGAGGUCUCGCGCGACUACAGCUCGCGCGUCGUCCGCGGCGUCUCCGUUGCCGCCGGCGAGGGCAAGGGCUUCAUCGAGGUCAGCAAGGGCGCCUUCCACCAGACGGGCUCGAGUCGCCUCGACCAGAACGACCUCGUCUUCGUCGCCGGCGAGCAGUUCCGCGUGCGCCAGAUCGACUACGGCGCGGGCCGCCUCGAGCUCGGCUCGCUCGACGACUUCACGACGCCCGCGUACUUCGCGGGCGCCAACGUCACCGACGCGCCGCUGACGACCUGGGCCUUCGGCUACGAGUGGACCGUGACCUUCGCGGGCCUCGUCGGCGAGCAGCCGCUCCUCGUCGCCAAGGAGGCGGACCUCUGGGCGGGCACGUCGCCCGUCCUCAAGGUCGAGCGCGUCCGCUUCGGCCAGGCGCCGCUCAAGGGCACCUUCGCGCUCGGCUUCGAGGGCGACGCGACGCCGCCGCUCUCGCACGACGCGACCGCGGCGGACGUCGAGGCCGCGCUCGAGCAGCUCUCGACGAUCACCGACGUCGUCGUCGCGCGCACGGUCAACAACAACGGCUACAACUACGAGGUCGCCUUCGGCCACCCGCGCGGCGACGUCUCGACCAUGUACGCCCUCGACGACAUGCUCACGGGCCCCGACGCCGCCGCGCGCGUCGCGACGUUCACGCACGGCAAGGACCCGGACCACUACGCCGUCGGCGACACGCCCGAGGUCCAGGCCUUCGGCUUCUACCUGCUCCAGGCGGACACGAACCAGGGCUCGCUCGAGGCGACGAUGGACGCGCUCGACGCGGACCUCGCGAGCGUCGUCCCGACGUUCGACAUCUCGUGGGACAUCACGGACUGCGGCUCCGCCGAGGGCGUCAACUUCUGCCAGCUCGGCGUCGACGAGGACAGCGCCAUCGGCACCAUCUCCUGCGACAGCGACCCGACGAACGACUGCAUCGCGGCCUCCAUCGACCUCUACGACUCGUCGAACGCGCUCAUGUCGACGGCCGACAUGGAGACGGCGCUCAACGCCAUGUCCUACUCGGGCACGCAGUUCAUGAUCGACGCCGACGGCGUCGGCGUCAACGUGACGCGCACGCGCGAGAUCGUCGGCGACGUCCAGGCCGGCGACGGCUCCGGCACGUCCUGCGCGUCGUGCACGGGCGUCUACCACGUCGAGUACCGCGUCACCUUCACGGGCCGCCACCACCGCGGCAACGUGCCGUCGAUCGCGCUCACGACGUCCUCCGCGCUCUCGACGUACUCGUCGACGUACGGCGGCUACACGGCCGUCUCGGGCUCGGACACGAUCGGCUACCUCAGCUCCUGCUGCGAUUCCACGUGCUCCUCGAGCUGCCCCGACGAGCUCGGCCCCGUGUACCUGGACGACCAGGUCGCCUACUCGAUCCUCGAGGGCAACCAGCCCGACGGCUCCAUCAAGCUCGAGUACGAGUGCGAGGCGCGCACGUCGCCGCUCGACAGCGCGGCCGUGACCUACGGGUCCACGUCCGCGCUCCUCAACGGCGCCCAGGUCACCGUCAAAAAGGGCGACUGGGUCCGCCUCGGCACGACGUCCGACUCCUACUACGAGGUCGACAAGGUCUACGGCGACGGCUCGUACCAGGCGAACGUCUCCUUCGCGACGGCGUACGCCGGGUCCACGGCCGUGCUCACGGACGCCGAGGUCGGCGUCUUCUACAGCGACCCCUCGUCCGACGACGGCGUCUCCUCGGCCUGCGCGACGUCGCGCGUGCGGUCCACGGACGUCAUCAACGUCGACGCGUCCGCGGCGACGUGGUCCUCGACGCUCCGCUCCGUCGCGACGAUCGAGUCCGCGUCGGACUACCUCGUCGUCACCGCGGCCAAGCCCCUCCCGGGCAACGGCAGCUACGUCGGCCUCUACGUCGACGUCGAGUUCCUCGCGCAGCACGGCGACCUCAAGCCCAUGGUCUGCGACACGUCCUACCUGACGGCGUCGUCCGACGCGACGAGCGCGUACUGCAACGUCACGACGCUCCAGGACGGCUCCCUCGCCGACGGCGACUUCUCGCUCACGACCUACUGGCCCAACGAGCGCGUCGCCAAGCCGAGCCCCUUCAACGCGACGGGCCUCCGCUGGAACUCGCCGUCGGACACGAUGGACGCGGUCAUGGAGCGCGUCGGCGCGGGCGACGGCGUCAGCCUCGCCUUCGGCCUCGGCACGACGCCCGCGGUGGUCAACGAGGUCCUGCGCACGGGCUCGACGCCCUUCAGCGGCACGUUCUCCGUCGCCUUCAACGGCGCCAAGACGGAGGAGAUGGAGUGGCAGGAGGCCGCGGACGAGGUCGAGUACGUCAUCGAGAAGCUCGACACCAUCGGCGACAAGGUCCAGCUCGAAUUCGAGCGGCCGCUGUCCGACGGCGGCACGAACCUCAGCCACUACCUCAUCGAGUACGACACCUCCGACACGUUCUCGAGCCCGAAGGUCUUCGACGUCUCGGCGUCCGAGGUCGAGGCCGCGGCCCUCUACGAGGACGGGCCGUCGGUCGUCUACGCGACGGGCCUGAGCGCGGGCACGCUCUACUACGUGCGCGUCGCCGCCGUCAACACCGUCGGCACCAGCGCCUGGGUGGCGGCGUCGAACCCGACGGCCCCCGCGGCCGCGCCGGACCGCGUCACGUUCUCUUCGACCGACGAGCGGUCCGUCCCCGACGGCGUCGCGGGCGUCUCCGGCGAGGGGCCCGGCCCCUCGAAGAAGCAGUGCGGCCCGACGACGCGCUCCGCGACGCGCGACGCGCGCGACGCGCCCGCGGCGCCCGCGAGCGUCGACGACGUCGCGGCCGGCGACAGCGACGAGGAGGAGCUUCCGGAGCUAGACCUGCUCGCGCGCCUGUCCACGGUGCAGCGCGCGCGCCUCGAGGCGCUCCAGGGCGACGGCGGGGUCACGAUCUGGUCGUUCGCGUACGCCGUCGGCUACAAAGCCAGCGCGGCGGCCGUAGGCCGGAUCCGCGCGAUGCUCCGCGCGGUCUGCUACGACGACGGCGACGACGACGCGGCGAUUGCGUCGUUGGCCGCGGACAUCGGUCUCGAGUGCGACCUCAAGGUCCGCACGCGCAAGGCGACGCGCGAGAUGAUCGACGCGCUGAUUAAAAUCUGGUCCCGCGUCCUCACGCUCGGCGGCGAUACGGUCCUGCCGCGGGCACUGCGCUGGGCCCUGGCCGUCGUCAUGCUCGACAAGAUCGACCUCGCGGGCGAGGAGGUCGACGGCGAGCCGCAGCUCGUCGGCCUCCUCCGCGUCCUCGCGGCCGCGGGCAUCGUCGAGCAGGACCCGGACGACGCGUCGGUCAUCGGCCCCGGCCCCGCGUGGCGCGAGUACGCCGGCGAGCUCAACGGCAACGCGCGGCUGCCGCAACUCGCGGACUUCGUCGGGAUUCUGAUGGAGAUGCGGCUGCUCCGGGGCGUCCCCUGCCCGGGCUGCCUCUGCGCGUCGUGCCACCAGGGCGUGAACGACGUGAUGACGCUCGUCGCGAGGCUCCCGGCCAUCAAGGCCGCGUUCCCGGAGUUGGGCUUCAAGAGCGAGGCGGAGAUCCUCAAGGCCCACGGCGUGCCCGCGACCUACUCCUACGAGCCCGCGGACUCGGAGAAGUACCCGACCAUGCCCCUCAACGUGCUCUCGUUCGUCACGCAGCGGAAGAUCUUCGGCGAGGUCGCGAGCGGCGCGCGGCCGCGGAUCGGCGUGAAGAUCAUGGACUCGGCCACGGGCAAGUUCGACGGCAAGGUCUGGGUCCUCACGGCCGCCGACGUGCGCAACUGUUCCUCGCGCAAGCACGACGGCUACUCGGCGGAGGUGCUCGACCUCUUCGCCGCGGCCGCCUACAACGCGACGGGCGUCCGCUACGAGCUCCGCGAGGGCGUCAAGAAGGGCGGCGUGUACACAAUGAAUGUGGGCGUCGGGCCGUCGACCCGCGCCGUCCGAACGUUCUUCCAGCCGCGGAUCAAGCUCUACUCGGACCGCAACGACACGAUCUCGGGGACCGUCGUCCUCGGGACGGAGUUCAAGAUCGUCGAGCUCGACGACGACGGCGAGGAGGGCGCGACGCUGCUCGAGAAGGGCGUCGUCCCCAAGCCGACGGCCGAGGCCAUCGCCGGCGCCAAGGCCGCCUUCGCGCGCGACGCGGCCGCGCUGCGCAAGGCGCGGGGCCUGCCCACCGCGGAGGAGAAGGAGCGCGCGCGCGCCGCGAAGAAGGCGAAGAAGCCCAAGGCCGCGAAGCCCAAGGCCGCGAAGCCCAAGGCCGCGAAGGCGAAGCGCAAGGCCGCGAAGCCCAAGGCCGCGCCGGUCGCGCCGACGGUCAUCCACCCGGGCGUCGUCAUCGCGUUCGAGCUCGGUGGGGUCUGGUACCGCGCCCGCAUCCCCGCGGGCGCCGUCGAGGGCGAGGUCGCCAUGAUCCCGUUCUCCGCGCUCACGCGCGUCCCGGGCCGGUAG
Messenger RNA from Aureococcus anophagefferens, 6567 nucleotides. RefSeq lists its product as hypothetical. Bases 1 to 6567 code for a protein of 2188 amino acids. The transcript has 8 exons. The record is from RefSeq and is a predicted model, not a curated record. Gene Ontology annotation, molecular function: protein binding. Lineage: Eukaryota; Pelagophyceae; Pelagomonadales; Pelagomonadaceae.